Aegilops tauschii subsp. strangulata is the source of this 1815-nucleotide messenger RNA. Its product is annotated as protein DETOXIFICATION 34. Gene Ontology annotation, biological process: xenobiotic detoxification by transmembrane export across the plasma membrane. The record is from RefSeq and is a predicted model, not a curated record. Gene Ontology annotation, molecular function: xenobiotic transmembrane transporter activity; antiporter activity. Gene Ontology annotation, cellular component: membrane. NCBI's taxonomy places the organism in Eukaryota, Viridiplantae, Streptophyta, Magnoliopsida, Poales, Poaceae.
ACAGCCGAGGGCGGAGGCAGACCGGUGACAGCUGCAGCAGCAAGCCGGCCGAUCGAGGAUGGGGACCGGCGACGGCGACGCGGCGGCGGUGCGCACCGCGGGGGAGGCGGCGCGGAUGGUCUGGGAGGAGUCGCGGCGCCUCUGGGGCAUCGGCACGCCCAUCGCCAUCGCCACGCUCAGCCUCUUCGCCGUCAGCUCCGUCACCACCGUCUUCGUCGGCCACCUCGGCAACCUCCCCCUCGCCGCCGCCUCCAUCGGCCUCUCCGUCUUCUCCACCUUCUCCUUCGGCUUCCUCCUGGGCAUGGGGAGCGCGCUGGAGACGCUGUGCGGGCAGGCGUUCGGGGCGGGCCAGGUGGCGAUGCUGGGCGUCUACCUGCAGCGCUCCUGGAUCGUGCUCAUCGCCGCCUCCCUCCUCAUGGUGCCCUUCUAUGCCCUCGCCGAGCCGCUGCUCCUGGCCAUCGGCCAGGACGCCGCCGUGGCGCGGGAGGCGGCGCGCUUCGCGCUCCGCAUCCUCCCCGGCGCGCUCUCCUUCGCCGUCAACUUUCCCACCGCCAAGUUCCUGCAGGCGCAGCGCAAGGUGCUGGUGCUCGCCUGGGUCGGCGUGGCCGGGCUCGGCUUCCACGCCGCGCUCACCUACCUCCUCGUCGCCGUCCUCGGCUGGGGCCUCCCCGGCGCCGCCGCCGCCUACGACGUCUCGCUCUGGGCCAUCGCGCUCGCCCAGGCCGCCUACAUCGUCGGCUGGUGCCGGGACGGCUGGCGGGGCUGGUCCGUGGCCGCGUUCCACGACAUAUGGGCCUUCGUCCGCCUCUCGCUCGAGUCCGCCGUCAUGCUCUGCCUCGAGAUCUGGUACAUCGGCAUGAUCACCGUCCUCACCGGCCACCUCCAGGACGCCCAGAUCGCCGUCGACUCGCUGGGCAUCUGCAUGAAUGUGAACGGAUGGGAGGGCAUGAUCUUCAUCGGCCUCAACGCUGCCAUCAGCGUUCGGGUCUCCAACGAGCUGGGCUCCGGCCGGCCGAGGGCGGCGAAGCACGCGGUCAUGGUCGUCGUCGGCGAGUCGCUGCUCAUCGGGCUGCUCUGCAUGGCCCUCGUGCUCAUCUUCAGAGACAGCUUCUCCGUCAUCUACACCACCGACUCAGAGCUCCAGCACGCCGUCUCCAGGAUCGCGGGGCUGCUCGGCCUCACCAUGGUGCUCAACAGCGUGCAGCCCGUGCUUUCAGGGGUUGCCAUUGGAGGAGGAUGGCAGGGCCUUGUCGCGUACAUCAACCUUGGCUGCUACUACAUCUUCGGGCUGCCCCUCGGCUAUCUCCUCGGCUACAAGUUCAACUAUGGAGUUGGGGGGAUUUGGGCCGGCAUGCUUUGCGGGAUUGCGCUUCAGACACUGAUCUUAAUCUUCAUAGUGUGGAGAACGGAUUGGAACGCAGAGGCUGCGCUGGCUUCAAGCCGUGUGCGAAAGUGGGGCGGCGCAGAUGCAACCAAGCCUCUCCUGGAAUAGACCUAGAUCACCAUUGAUCAAUAAAACUCUGCUUCCCCGAAGAAAGAGAGAAGCAUAUCCCUAAGCCUUGUGGCGCCGAUGUAAAAGUUAGAAGUUCUCUAGCAGCAUUUUGUAAGAUGGUCAUUCUCAUGCCAUCAUUUCUUUUUUCUUUUCUUUUUUGAACCCUUUUCCAAAUUUUCUUAGACCAUGCUAUGCAGUGGCGCUUGUGUGCUUUAGUUGUGUAGAACUAGAAGGAAAUGCGCUUCUUGCUGCGCCGUUGUCUCUCAGCAUUGCGGCAGCAAGCUUUUUCCUUUGAUAUUUAUCAUAACAGACAUUUCAUGGAA